AUGCUGACUGCUCUGCGCUGUGUGCUGUCCAAGCUGGUGUCUCCACUGUGGAGGACCGAAAAGGUGGAUGGAGAAGACAGCUUCCCCUGUGCACCAGGCACGGAGGACGUCCGCCACCUGCGGGGCGGUGUGGUGACCCAGCUCUUCCUCGACCAUGGCAUGAUAGACGGUGCUGUGUACUUCACCAGCGGCCAGGUGUUGGGCGGGAUGCCGCUGAAAGAAGGGGACCUGGUGAACUGUAUAGCAGUGAGAGAUGGUGCCCAGGGUGGAUGGAAAGCUGUCAGGGUGGAGAAGAGUGCCGAUGCCUGGGAGGACGGAGGAAGAACCUCACUAGAGGCUGACAGCAUGCAUCUCCGGCCUCUCAUCGGCACGGUCACGUCAUUUGACAGAGAUGGCGGCUACAUUAACCAGACCACAUACUUCCCACGCAACAGUCUUUGGGAAGGUUAUGAGCCAAUGAAGGGAGACUGGGUCCAAGCUAAAUAUUUUGUCAAUCCAACCCAGUGGACCACCCAGGCUCAUUCUGUGGUCCCCUUACGCUAUUGCCGCCUAGACCAGGUGCGUGUGACCAGCGUGUUUGGUAACAAUGGAGUGGUGGAGGACAAAGUGUUCUUCAGCCUGGACUCUCUGCUACUGCCCGCCCAAUACCGGCCUGUUCUAGGGCACCUGGUGAACCUGGUAAUGGUGGAGAGCAAUCAGUCCAUCUACAGUUGGAGAGCCCUAUGCAUGGCGCCCUGCCUUCAGAGUGUGAGUCUUCCUGCUGCAAUUCUCCCAGAUACUGAACUCCAGAGCCUCCUUGAAAAUAAAGGAGGCCUGAACGUAACAGAGUAUGGACAGUUUGGAGAUCUGAGUAUUGGGGAUAGACGAGAGCUGGUGCUCUGGAUACAGAGCCUGGGAAGCUGUGCCGAGCUGCUGCUGCUGCACUUCUCUUCUUUCACCAUUGGGAGGCGCCUGGAUGUCACAGUGGGCAGUGAAGAGGAGAACCUGCUGCAGCCCUCGCUUCCCUACGCUCCCAGUGACACUUGUUCUCUCCCAGCAGUAUCCUCUCAAGUGAUCACUGUCUGUGCUGCAAAAGGCCCACCAAGGCUUACUAAUCGGCGGCUGCCAAACUUCUUGGGGAGCUUUCCAGCGCCUCGUGCUUUGAGAGACUGUGUGGAGGCGCAGAGGGAUGUGCUGGUGGUUGAGCCAAGCCUCGGAGAGGUGCUGUCACCGUCCAACAUGUAUUCACGCUUCUCAGCCCUUCUCUGGUUGGAAGAACUGCAUGCAGAGAGGGAAGUGGGAGAAUUCUCAAUCAUUGGAGCCAUUCUCAGGAAGGGAGCUGUCCACCUGCACUUAGAGGUUUUGGGGUUGGCUGAAGGCAGACCCAGUCUUAAUAUAGGGGACAGAAUAGUGUUGAAGAAACCACGGAGUGACGGUGCGGUAAUGGAGUACUUGAGUUUCGUUACAGAGAUCAAUGAUGAGGAUGUUAGUUUGAGAGUAAACUCAGAGUUUCAGCGCAGUUACCUCGGAGAGCCGCUUGAUGUUGAGUUCUCUUACAACAGAACCACCUCGAGGCGGUGUCAUAAUGCACUUCUCCAGACGAAGCAGUUUGGAGGCAUUCUCUUCCCCUCCAGAGUGACUCCUCAGACCCCUCAGUGGACAGGAAAGUGGAUGGAGGACAAUGAGGCUCCAAGGCCGAAAAACAGUAAUGUGUCGAGGGUUUCCAUGGACAUGAAGUCAAAGGCCACGCAGACUAAAAGUGGAGGACUGCUGUCGAAACCGAUUCCCAGCAAAGGGCACCUCUUUAACCCAGAGCUGAACCCCCCUCAGAGAAAGGCAGUGAAGAGCAUCCUGGAAGGAGAGUGUCGCCCCAUUCCAUAUGUGCUAUUUGGACCUCCAGGCACCGGAAAGACAAUCACCCUCAUAGAGUCCAUACUACAGGUUUACCACUUUAUCCCCAGCAGCCGGGUGCUCGUGUGCACUCCCUCCAACAGUGCUGCUGACCUCAUCUGCGUCCGUCUGCUUGAGAGCGGCUUCCUGCAUGCAGCAAGUCUGGCCCGCGUCAAUGCGUCUUGUAGGCAGGAUGAGUCAAUCCCAGAAGUGCUGAGACUGUACUCCAGGGCAGGAGAGGACAUCCGUCAGGCCUCUUUUCACAGGAUCGUGGUCAGCACCUGCUCCAGCGCUGGGAUGUUCCACAGUAUUGGACUACAAGUGGGACAUUUCACUCACUUGUUCUUGGACGAAGCCGGCCAGGCCACUGAGCCAGAGUCCCUGAUCCCCAUGAGCCUUGUGUCAGAGAGAGAUGGACAGAUAGUGUUGGCCGGAGACCCCCGUCAGUUGGGUCCAAUAGUGAAGUCCAAGCUGGCUGCUGCCUUUGGCCUGGGGGUGUCUUUGUUAGAGAGGCUCAUGUCCAACCCACUCUACACCAGACAGGACUGGGGAUACAACCCAAAGCUGGUGACUAAGCUUAUUUACAACUAUCGUUCUCAUGAGGCCCUACUCACGCUUCCUUCCAAGCUCUUCUACAAGGGGGAGCUGUGCUGUGAAGCCUCCAGGGCCGUAGUAGAGUCCCUCUGUCAGUGGAAAACCCUGCCCAAAAAAGGCUUCCCUCUCCUCUUUCACGGCGUCAGGGGUACAGAAAUGAGGGAAGGUAAAAACCCAUCGUGGUUCAACCCUGUGGAGGCCGUGCAGGUGAUGCUCUACUGCUGCCAGCUGGCCAAGAAGCUCUACAACCCUGUGGGUGCCUCUGACAUUGGCAUCAUUGCCCCCUACAAGAAACAAUGUGAGAAGAUACGGGUGCUGCUGGGUAAAGUUGGCCUCUCUGACAUCAAAGUGGGCUCAGUGGAAGAGUUCCAAGGACAAGAGUUCCUGGUCAUCAUCAUGUCUACGGUGCGCUCUAAUGAGUCAGUACCGAGUGAUGAUUUGCAGAAUUCGCUCGGCUUCCUCGCCAACCCCAAACGCUUCAACGUGGCCGUCACUCGUCCCAAAGCACUGCUCUUAAUUGUCGGAAACCCCCACAUUCUCAUUAGGGAUUUAUGCUUCAGGGCUCUGCUGCAGUACUGUUUCAUUAAUGGAGCAUAUCUGGGCUGCGACCCCCCUCCCUCCCUCAGAGAUUCCCAGAUAUGUCUGCAGGUACUGGGGGCUAGUUGUCUGCACACCUCGGUGUGGCUGCGUCUGCCCACAGGACCCGGAGACUGGAUGUGGCAAUUGAGUGCUACUGACAGUCUGCACGGGGACUGUCAGUCCUACUGGAGCCCAGCAGGAUGCAGGGGGGGGUUUGGGUAUGGGUGA
This is a messenger RNA of Pleuronectes platessa (European plaice), 3270 nucleotides long. It is a transcript of the gene mov10l1, whose product is annotated as Mov10 like RISC complex RNA helicase 1. The record is from RefSeq and is a predicted model, not a curated record. Lineage: Eukaryota; Metazoa; Chordata; Actinopteri; Pleuronectiformes; Pleuronectidae. Gene Ontology annotation, molecular function: helicase activity. The coding region runs from base 1 to 3270 and encodes 1089 amino acids. The transcript has 25 exons.